Molecule: messenger RNA, 1078 nt
Organism: Talaromyces proteolyticus
Lineage: Eukaryota; Fungi; Ascomycota; Eurotiomycetes; Eurotiales; Trichocomaceae
Exons: 2
Coding region: 146-994 (282 amino acids)
Molecular function (GO): acyltransferase activity, transferring groups other than amino-acyl groups
Source: RefSeq, a predicted model, not a curated record
CUUCGUCACCACACAACAGUUGCCUUUCCCUUCUCCAAACACCCGUCCAUCACUCAGCAUUCUCUAAACAACAACCAACAUUAACUAGCACUACUUACCAUUCAGCGAUUUAUGCGACCGUCCAUUCUCUCAAACACCUAGCACAAUGUAUAUCCGACAUCAUCGCUCUGAUGACCUAUACCCCAUGGCCAUCAUCAUGGCGGCCUGUGAUUUGAGGGAUCCAUUGGCGAUGAUAUAUCGACGAAGCAGCCUUAAUAAUACUAACAAUACCAAUACCAGUACCAACAACACUAACGUUUACGACCCUAAAAGAGCCGCCAGAAUAUGGACAGACCAUGUCAAAUCGACCAAACGGUCAAUCGAACUGAAAGUCCUGCAGCCUGGAUGUAUUUGCCAGGUCAUUGUACUCGAUCCAGAGGACCACGAUACAGCAACCUUGCAGGACGGUGUUACUGAUCCGAGAACUACUAAUCCGAAAAUCACUGAUCCGAGAGUUAUUAAUACUCGAGAUGUGGUCGGUUUUGCAAUAUUCAAGCGAUGUGGAGUAUCGUCUCGAGCUCUGGGCUGGCAGGCCGAAGGGCGCAGGUUGCCUACACGUGUCAGGUCAUUCGUGGUUCAUAGUAGUCUUGAAGUGUCACGUAGCUGGGACUCCAGCAUAAGCAUCUCACGCCUGGCACAGUACAUACAGCGACUCUACACUGCACCUCCUCGCGCGGCCCUAGGGAUUCCUGAUGAGCGAUGGGACAUUGAAGCAAUAUAUGUCCUUCCACACCAUCAGCGAAGAGGGUUUGGAACUACGUUACUUCGGUGGGUAAUAGACAGAGCGGUGGAGGAAGGUGUGCAGAUGUGUGUUUGGAGCACGGAAGCUGGUAGGGCUCUGUAUCUGAACGCUGGGUUCACGGAAGUUGGCACAAUCGAUUUUACAGAUAUGAGGGAAGGAAACGAUGGAGGGCAGGGUAUGGUACGGAUUAUGACUUGGAGGCUUCCAAACUGAGGAAAGUUGAACUGAUACUCUUGACUCUUAUUGUUUGUAUAACUUAACCCAACUACAUGUACUUUUAAAACUCUAAAGAAGAAA